GACUAUUUUGAGCUUUUUCUCGCUACAGUUCACACUUCCACUGUUGCACAGCAAGCAUUGAAUUUCAACAGUAGAGGAAGCAAAUAGCUAUGGAAUCUUCUCUUCUUCUUCAAGUUUUCUUGAAUUUCGAGCCUUAAAGCAUAGCAUAUCCAAUCAUUCACGGCACUGCAUCAAUGACCCACAGUUUAUAUGAAAUGGAGUUAGGGCUGGUCACCCUGUUGAGAGCUGUAUGGGUUGCUGCGACUUUGCCCGUUGUUAUCGCUUUGAUUCCUUCAUACAAGCUUAGUUUCUUUCAACAAUUCGUCCUAGGGUUUGCUAAGCGUGGCAAGAUUAUGCAGUCUUCGUCAAAUAAAUUCUCUGUUCCACAGAAACUCUUCACUCACUUCUAUAUUCUAGCUUUUGUUUGGACAACACUUCUGUUAGCUGCAACCUGGCUUUAUGCUUAUAGUACAAUGGCAAAGAUCUCAGAACCAUUGCUUUUUUCUAGUAUUGCUAGCCACUUGACGGGAGGAUCGCGUAUCUUCUCUUUGCACAGUUCUCAUACAUCAAAGGAACAUAGAAGCAGGAUUGCUGUAUCGAUCUUUCUAUUUUUAUUAAUGGAAGCUCAAGUACUGCGGCGCCUGUUUGAGUCAAUAUAUGUGUUUAAAUAUAGUCCUUCAGCCAGGAUGCACAUUUCCGGCUACCUCACAGGUUUAUUCUUCUAUACAGCAGUUCCCAUCUCUCUUUGCUGCAAUCAUGCUACAGAGGUAUACAAGUUUGGGUUGAGUUUGAUUCAAGAGUUUAUUGUCAAAGGAAAAGAUAGGAUGCUAGCAACUGAGGUUGAUUGGUGGAAAUUUUUUAACCCUCUCAUGCAACUACGAUGGUACUCAUGGAUUGGUGCAGCUAUAGUUUGUUGGGGCUGGAUUCAUCAAUGCCGUUGUCAUGCAAUUCUAGCUGGUCAAGGUUGGAACAAGCUCGGAAUAUGGAUUCUUGACCUUAAGAAUUUUGUAGGUUCUAAAUGUGGAUACAUGUGCAUGGGCGAUGCCGCGAUGGAUCUCACCACCAUUAAGACUCACUAUUAGAGUUACUUCUUUUUCAUAAGGCACAUUGGCGGUUAAGAGGUUGUGAGUUCCUGACAACUGUAGCUGCUCUAGAUAUUAUUACUGGAUGUGGUUUGACUUUUUGGUUGAUUCUCAUCGAGAGAUUGCAAAUACAAGGAUGAACAGAUAGUGAGGUUGAUGUGAUAGCAUAUGAUGAUAAUACAAUUGUUGAAUCAAUAGCCUAUGAAGGUGAAUAACCGAACUUAUUCACUUCCUCUUAGUCUAUGUAAAUAAAUCUUAUACGCUGGAUAAAUUCAGUGCAACAAAAGUACAUGAGCUUAUAAGAGGUUUGACUAACUUCUGUCCGUUGCUUCAUUCUGUUGUUUUUUACUUAUUCUGCUGGUUCUUAAAAUUUUCUUUAGUAAAUUUCCCUGUCAACAUAAAGCUAUUUCUCUUUGAACUUGACAGCUGAUUCUUUUAUUAUGUUUGUGACUGUUAUUGAGGCGUAGUUGUAUGCUUGUGUUGGUUAUUUCAUCUUCAUCAUUGCGAUAUAACAUCUUUAUAUUGCC
Molecule: messenger RNA, 1588 nt
Organism: Solanum dulcamara
Lineage: Eukaryota; Viridiplantae; Streptophyta; Magnoliopsida; Solanales; Solanaceae
Product: polyprenol reductase 2-like
Exons: 5
Coding region: 174-1061 (295 amino acids)
Biological process (GO): polyprenol catabolic process; dolichol-linked oligosaccharide biosynthetic process
Cellular component (GO): endoplasmic reticulum
Molecular function (GO): 3-oxo-5-alpha-steroid 4-dehydrogenase activity
Source: RefSeq, a predicted model, not a curated record